GGGGGCAGCAGCGCGCCCCCGCCCCGGAGCUCGUGUUCUGCCCCGGAAGCGGAACGAUCUUCCUUUCUUGUUUCUGCUCGGCUAAGAGACGCUCUGAGAAAUGGCUCCUCGUAAAGGAAAGGAGAAGAAGGAGGAGCAGGUCAUCAGCCUGGGUCCGCAGGUGGCUGAAGGAGAGAACGUCUUUGGCGUCUGCCACAUCUUCGCCUCCUUCAACGACACCUUCGUUCACGUCACCGACCUCUCUGGGAAGGAAACAAUCUGCCGCGUCACCGGCGGGAUGAAGGUGAAGGCCGACAGGGACGAGUCGUCUCCGUACGCCGCCAUGUUGGCAGCCCAGGACGUUGCUCAGCGCUGCAAAGAGCUGGGAAUCACAGCUCUGCACAUCAAGCUGAGGGCCACCGGGGGCAACAGGACAAAGACUCCAGGACCUGGAGCCCAGUCUGCCCUCAGAGCUCUGGCUCGAUCCGGCAUGAAGAUCGGAAGGAUCGAGGAUGUCACUCCGAUCCCGUCGGACUCCACCAGGAGGAAGGGCGGUCGCCGUGGCCGACGUCUGUAACUCACCAGAUUUCACAAUAAAAGGUUAACAAAG
This is a messenger RNA of Cololabis saira (Pacific saury), 589 nucleotides long. It is a transcript of the gene rps14, whose product is annotated as ribosomal protein S14. The transcript is spliced from 5 exons. Gene Ontology annotation, biological process: translation; ribosomal small subunit assembly; maturation of SSU-rRNA from tricistronic rRNA transcript (SSU-rRNA, 5.8S rRNA, LSU-rRNA). NCBI's taxonomy places the organism in Eukaryota, Metazoa, Chordata, Actinopteri, Beloniformes, Belonidae. Gene Ontology annotation, cellular component: cytosolic small ribosomal subunit; ribosome. The coding region runs from base 101 to 556 and encodes 151 amino acids. Gene Ontology annotation, molecular function: structural constituent of ribosome; mRNA 5'-UTR binding; small ribosomal subunit rRNA binding. The record is from RefSeq and is a predicted model, not a curated record.